AUGGCCUUCAGUAACCGGACCUGGGUCGUUAUCAGCCGAUACUGCGAUAUUGGAGAUGGUGUAGACUCCCUUGAGGGCCACAUUCAUUCCCUGUGGUAUAUGUACUACGAGCUUGGCCGAAACAUCUCCUCCGAGUCACCUGAACAUGAGGGAAUAGUCCUCGAUAUCCUCCGCAUUCAAGGAAUGGGGCCGUUGACUAGACCUGUACGCGGAGUAUAUGGGAUUGAUAUCGCGAGAACCGUCGACGGAACACUGUGGAACGAUCUCCCCUUCUUGGUUGGCGAUAUGACCAAUUUCUGGGUCAAUCAUGCUGCUUCAAUGUCGGGAACACACCGUCUCAAUUUUGCAACAUUCCUGGCUAAACUUGCAUCCACUCGUGUUGUUAAGGAUAGGCUGUGCCAAGUUGCUCUUCUGAUCUUCCGUACUCUCUUUGAAAGCCCUCAAGCCCUUCGCACUGGAGAAGAGCCAGACGACGAAGACCUCAACCGAGGUACCAAGCAGCUUGAGGUCUUUCAUCUGUUACCAGCUGCUGUUGCUUGGCUGAGAAUCGCAUGCCACAACCUCCUUUUGCUAUCAGAAGUGUAUUGGAACGACUGCCCUAGCCACAUCAGCAAGGGUGGCGAGGAGUUCCUCGAAUCGGAGUUCGGACAGCGAUCACCUGCUGGAUUCUCGCCAUGGAGAUACAUGUUCUGGCUCAAGCGACUUCAUGAGAUUCAGGAAGAAGCUAAGGAGGCCAAUGAGAAAGCCCUGGAGGAACUUGCCACUGAUGGCAUCCAGGCUUACAAGAAUGGUGGUAAUGCCCUGCAUCAGGAUAAGCAUCUUUCGUGCCUAAAGCGCCUUGCCCACGUUGAGGAGCCAGAGUCGUAA
Aspergillus novofumigatus IBT 16806 is the source of this 867-nucleotide messenger RNA. RefSeq names its product DUF3632 domain-containing protein. The record is from RefSeq and is a predicted model, not a curated record. The transcript is spliced from 2 exons. Lineage: Eukaryota; Fungi; Ascomycota; Eurotiomycetes; Eurotiales; Aspergillaceae. The coding region runs from base 1 to 867 and encodes 288 amino acids.